CGUGUUGGGUCCAGAGCGUGGAAGGGACCUUCCAUUCAAGGGGGGGGGGGUUGUUUAGGCGGACGAAACCAUGGGGAAGUUGAACGUCGUUUUGCUUCGCUAUCUUUCCCGAGAACACUUCAGAGUACUAACUGCGGUGGAAAUGGGCAUGAAGAACCAUGAAAUAGUCCCUGCCAGCUUGAUUGCCUCCAUUGCUAGCCUCAAACAUGGGGGAUGUAACAAAAUUUUGAGAGAACUAGCAAAGCACAGGCUCUUGGCUUAUGAACGAACUAAAACUGUCCAAGGUUAUCGAUUAACUAAUGGAGGUUAUGAUUACUUAGCCUUGAAAACUCUUUCUUCUCGACAAGUUAUCUGUUCUGUUGGAAACCAGAUGGGCGUUGGAAAAGAAUCAGAUAUUUAUAUUGUUGCAAAUGAAGAAGAGCAGCAACUUGCAUUGAAGCUGCAUAGACUUGGGAGGACUUCCUUUCGGAACUUAAAAAACAAGCGUGAUUACCAUAAGCACAGAAACAAGAUGUCCUGGCUCUACCUGUCACGUCUUGCUGCAAUGAAGGAGUUUGCCUACAUGAAGGCUUUGCAUGAUAGAAAAUUUCCUGUUCCAAAACCAUAUGACUACAAUAGACACGCAGUAGUAAUGGAACUUGUCAAUGGUUACCCUUUAUGUCAAGUCCAUCAUCUCGAAGACCCUGCCUCUCUGUAUAGCGAGCUAAUGGAAUUAAUCGUGAAACUUGCCAACCACGGUUUGAUCCAUGGUGAUUUCAAUGAGUUCAAUCUCAUGUUGGAUAAUGAAGAUCGAGUCACAAUGAUUGAUUUCCCACAGAUGGUGUCAACAUCUCACCCAAAUGCUGAAUGGUACUUUGACCGAGAUGUGAAAUGUAUUCGUGACUUCUUUAUGAAACGUUUCAGCUACGAAAGUGAACUCUAUCCAACUUUCAAGGACGUUAGGAGAGCAUGUUCUCUUGAUGUCGAAAUUGCAGCCAGCGGUUACACCAAAGAAAUGCAGGAAGAUGAUGAGCUUCUUCACCCAGCUGGCCCUUGUGAUGAGGGCAAUGAAACCGCGUGUUCUCCCAACGUGCAAGAUUCUGAAGGGGGAGAAACGCUAUGCAGCGGCACAGAUCAAAAGACCGAAGGGGACUUCACAGAGGAGGUUGACGAUGCCGCCGAAGAUUUGGGGCAAAGCAGCGAAGAAGAAGAAGAUGAUAGCGCAGAUGAAAGUGAGCAGAGUUUAGAUUUGCGGGAGUUCGCCUGUGCCUUACAACAAGCUGAAGGGCAAAUUAUUGCUGCUCGAGACAGGGCUAAUGCAGGCUGCUCUGUAAUUGAUUUUUCUGAGGAUGAAAAGAAAAUUGAAAAAUCUACCAAAACUGAAGAUCAGACAGGUCAGGGAGAAGAGCCUGUUGACAAGGACUGCGAAGAUGAAUGCCCUGAUCUGGUUGACUUGUCAACAUUAAACAGAGAAUUCAGGCCUUUCAGAAAUGAGGAAAGCCUAUGUCACAUCAAUGACCACAGGACAAGAACUACUAGCAUGACUUCAGUAGGCAGUAUGGGAAGUCGUUCAACUAUUCCUCCAGAGCUGAUAAAACAAAAGAUCAAGCGCCAGCUGACGAAACAGCAAAAAGCUGCUCUGAGACGGCGGUUGCAGAAAGGAGAAGCAAACAUUUAUACAAAACAGCGGCGGGAACACAUGCACAACAUCAAGUCGAGUUUGGACUCAGCCAGCUUCUGGGGCUAACAUCCUGCAGAAAGAUCUUCCUUCUUUCCCCAUGCCUUGCAAAUCAAUGAACAAAAUGGCUUUUCUGCUU
Molecule: messenger RNA, 1796 nt
Organism: Lacerta agilis (Sand lizard)
Lineage: Eukaryota; Metazoa; Chordata; Lepidosauria; Squamata; Lacertidae
Gene: RIOK2
Product: RIO kinase 2
Exons: 10
Coding region: 71-1726 (551 amino acids)
Biological process (GO): maturation of SSU-rRNA; protein phosphorylation
Cellular component (GO): cytosol; preribosome, small subunit precursor; nucleus
Molecular function (GO): ATP binding; protein serine/threonine kinase activity
Source: RefSeq, a predicted model, not a curated record